This is a messenger RNA of Suillus discolor, 504 nucleotides long. RefSeq lists its product as uncharacterized. The record is from RefSeq and is a predicted model, not a curated record. Bases 1 to 504 code for a protein of 167 amino acids. The transcript has 4 exons. NCBI's taxonomy places the organism in Eukaryota, Fungi, Basidiomycota, Agaricomycetes, Boletales, Suillaceae.
AUGGCAAGUGCAUACCACAGCGUUAUCGAAAUCAAGUGUACGUCGGGCUUUACGUGGAGUCACGAGCACGGAGCGGGUAUCACGGAUAGAAAAGACGAUGUUUGGGCACGCUUUGUCAAGACACACCCUCAUGCGAAGCCCUUCAUGAUGAAGGGCUUCGAGCACUUCGAAAUCAUGGAACAACUGAUUCCAAGCAAAGCCAAAGGCUCGCAUGUAUUCCGACCCACCGCCACCAGCAAUGUGCCUCAGGAUUCUACUGCCUCCACACCACCUUUGAUCCCCACCGCCUCUACACCACCUUUGAUCCCCACUGCAAUCGAUAAUGCCACUUGGGGGCCGCCAUCGUCAGUAGAUCCCGACUCCCUCGAAGUACCUCCUCCCUCUACCUUCCUCUGUCCAUCCACCGAAGGUUCUACCGACUCGUUCCCAGAAAUGGAGUCGGCUGCCAUCUGCCACGCUGUUAGUGCAGCAGGAGGGUACCGAAACGAUGAAGAACCUCGUUGA